CAAUCUUCACGUGUGAUAGGGUUACGCCGUUAUUCACUUCUUCAAAUUGGUGCUGCCGUGUGUUACAGUUCCACUAACAAAAGCCGCCUUGUUCCGCCUCCAUCUCAGUUUUUCUCUCGUCGUCACUCAGUCCCAAUCUCUCCUCCCUUUUUUCUGUUCCAUCAGUGUGUAGGAAGUUUGUGAAGUCUUGUAUCGGAGGCUAGUAUGCAGGCUUGUACCAGACCUUCCCUGAUGGGUUCUCUCCAACAGCCCAUUUGGACCGAGCAAUCGAGAUUUCCUUCAAAAGGGUGUGGUGUUAUUGGAUUUUCACACCAAGUAAAACUCAAUUUGGUGAAACCCUGUAGAUCUUCUUAUACUGAAGGAAGUUUGGUUACUGGAAAGCCGCCUUCUACUGUGUCUGUCACUAAAAGUGGAGGUAAUGGAAAUAGCUUUGUAGACCAUGGCUUGAGUGAAGCAGAUCCUGAAGUUCGUGCAAUCAUUGACAAGGAGAAGGGAAGGCAGUUCAGAAGCCUUGAGCUUAUUGCAUCUGAGAAUUUUACAUCUCGAGCAGUGAUGGAAGCAGUUGGCUCAUGCCUGACAAACAAGUACUCAGAAGGUCUACCUGGUAAAAGGUACUAUGGUGGCAAUGAGUACAUAGAUGAGCUUGAGACAUUGUGUCAACAAAGGGCUUUAGCAGCCUUUCAUGUAGAUGGGAAGAAUUGGGGUGUUAACGUUCAACCUUUGUCUGGUUCGCCUGCUAACUUUGAGGUUUACACAGCAAUAUUAAAUCCACACGAUCGUUUAAUGGGUUUGGACUUACCCCAUGGGGGACAUUUGUCUCAUGGAUUCAUGACUCCUAAAAGACGGGUGUCAGGCACAUCAAUUUAUUUUGAGUCUAUGCCUUAUCGACUUGAUGAAUCUACAGGUCUUGUUGAUUACGACAUGCUGGAGAAAACAGCUAUUCUCUUUCGACCAAAACUCAUCAUUGCUGGUGCUAGUGCUUAUCCUCGAGAUUUCGACUAUCCCCGCAUGAGAAAGAUUGCAGAUGCUGUUGGUGCUUUUCUCAUGAUGGAUAUGGCUCACAUCAGUGGACUUGUUGCUGCAUCUGUUGUUGCUGAUCCUUUUGAGUAUUGCGACAUUGUGACCACCACAACACACAAAUCUUUGAGAGGCCCUAGAGGUGGCAUGAUCUUCUUCAAAAAGGAUCCUGUUCUUGGAGUUGAUUUAGAAUCUACCAUCAACAAUGCUGUUUUUCCAGGUCUACAGGGAGGUCCUCAUAACCACACAAUUGGAGGACUUGCAGUUUGCUUGAAGCAUGCACAGUCCCCUGAGUUUAAGGCUUACCAGAAGAAGGUGGUCUCUAAUUGUGGAGCUCUUGCUAGCCGAUUGAUUGAAUUAGGAUAUAAGUUGGUUUCUGGUGGGAGUGAUAAUCACCUGGUUCUUGUUGAUCUAAGGCCAUUAGGAAUUGAUGGUGCUCGGGCAGAGAAGAUUCUUGACUUGGCAUCUAUUACUUUAAAUAAAAACUCAGUGCCUGGUGAUAAGAGUGCACUAGUGCCGGGUGGCAUUCGCAUCGGAUCACCGGCUAUGACAACCAGAGGAUUCACAGAAAAAGAAUUUGCAGCAGUUGCAGACUUCAUUCAUGAGGGUGUGCAGAUAACCCUUGAAGCUAAGCGAUUAGUCUCUGGAUCAAAGCUCCAAGAUUUCAUGAAGUUUGUAGCAUCCCCUGACUUCUCUUUAAUGGACAAGGUGUCAGACCUGCGCAGGAGGGUUGAAGCUCUUACAACCCAGUUCCCUAUUCCUGGGGUAUGAGUCUUCAUCAUCAACAAUUACUUGUAUCGAAAUGAUAGAGUUAUAUUAUCAGAAAAUUAUAUGAAUGAUUAAGAAAUAGCUUGCUAUGAUGUGGAGUAUAAGUCAUCAACAUUUUCCAUCUUUUGUAUGUUAGCACCUUCCUUUUUUCACAUUUACUGCUGAUGGAGACUGACCUAAAGUGCUAUUGGCACUACAAAUUUUGCUGCAUUUAUUUUAUGGUAUAUGUAACGAAUGAACCGCUGCGACGUUUCUACAGUCGAAUUUAAAAUAUAAACAAACUCAUGAUGUUCUUGAUAAA
This is a messenger RNA of Juglans microcarpa x Juglans regia, 2086 nucleotides long. Its product is annotated as serine hydroxymethyltransferase 3, chloroplastic. Lineage: Eukaryota; Viridiplantae; Streptophyta; Magnoliopsida; Fagales; Juglandaceae. Gene Ontology annotation, cellular component: cytoplasm. The coding region runs from base 205 to 1788 and encodes 527 amino acids. The record is from RefSeq and is a predicted model, not a curated record. Gene Ontology annotation, biological process: L-serine catabolic process; tetrahydrofolate interconversion; folic acid metabolic process. The transcript has 12 exons. Gene Ontology annotation, molecular function: cobalt ion binding; zinc ion binding; pyridoxal phosphate binding.